This is a messenger RNA of Gavialis gangeticus (Gharial), 2338 nucleotides long. RefSeq names its product family with sequence similarity 92 member A (gene CIBAR1). Gene Ontology annotation, cellular component: ciliary transition zone; ciliary basal body. Lineage: Eukaryota; Metazoa; Chordata; Crocodylia; Gavialidae. The transcript has 9 exons. The record is from RefSeq and is a predicted model, not a curated record. Gene Ontology annotation, biological process: cilium assembly. The coding region runs from base 70 to 963 and encodes 297 amino acids.
GCAGGACCCGCCCCCGGGGCGGGGCUCGGUCUCCAUGGGAACCGGGUGAGAGGGCUGCGCGCCGCCGCCAUGAUGAUGCUGGGCCGUGGGCCGGACGCCAGAGACAAUCAGACAAGACAAAUACGAGAUGCUGUUUCAAAUGUGGAAAAACAUUUUGGUGAAUUGUGCCAAAUAUUUGCUGCAUAUGUACGUAAAACUGCCAGACUACGAGACAAAGCAGACCUGCUAGUGAACGAAAUAUAUGCAUAUGCAGCUACAGAGACACCAAAUUUAAGAGUUGGGCUGAAAAAUUUUGCAGAUGAAUUUGCCAAACUUCAAGAUUAUCGACAGGCAGAGGUUGAAAGGCUUGAAGCCAAAGUUGUUGAACCUCUGAAAAGUUAUGGGACCAUAGUAAAACUUAAAAGGGAUGAUUUAAAAGCAACUUUAACAGCAAAGAAUCGAGAAGCUAAGCAGUUGUCUCAACUGGAAAAGACUCGUCAGCGGAAUCCAUCAGAUCGACACAUUAUUUCACAGGCUGAAAGUGAAUUACAGAGAGCUUCAAUGGAUGCAACCCGAACAAGUCGGCAGUUAGAGGAAACCAUUGACAAUUUUGAGAAGCAGAAAAUAAAGGACAUAAAGGAUAUAUUUUCUGAAUUUGUAACUAUCGAAAUGUUAUUCCAUGGAAAAGCUUUAGAAAUUUAUACUGCUGCCUACCAAAGUAUACAAAACAUUGAUGAAAAUGAAGAUUUAGAGGUUUUUCGGAGUUCACUCCAUCCACCAGACUAUCAGUCUCGUUUAGAUAUAGUCCGUGCAAAUUCAAAGUCUCCCCUUCAGAGAAACAGCUCACUAAAAUUUUCAUCUGGAAUGGUACAGAAAAUUUCUAACAGUCGAAUAAGAAAAGAGGAGGAAGAUGAAGAAGAGGAAGAUGAUGAUGACGAUGAUGAAGAGGAGGAGGAACUAGAAGCUACCAAGGAAGAGAGAUAACUGAUAAUUGUUUUAAAGGUGCUUUUUAAAUUACAAGAAAAGCUUUUCAUUUAAGGCUUUUAUAUAUUAGAUGGUAAUUCACUGACACUAUCCAUUAAAAGAAUCCUAACAAAGGAGGAAGACAGCCGCAGUAACAUUCAGUCCUUUGAAUGAUUGUCUAUUUGUUACUUUGACAGUCAGUCAGUCUUGUGGAGGUAUGAAACACUUCAGAAAAUGGAGGUCUUAGACAUAAAGUAGUUUAAUUCUCCAAAAAGCUUCCCUAAAAAUUAUGUAUACAAAUCUAGUAUCGACUUCAAGGUAUUCAACAAAAAUGCUACUGAUGUAUUUAAAUAUUUUCUAGGCAGAUGGGCAGUCCUGAAUACAGGAGGCUUUAUUCCUAGGCCUAGCCAGCCUGUGUGUGUCAUUGUAUUUGCAUAGUGCCUUAUUCCCAUCAUAUCUGUCCUUUAGAGCCAAGGUCUUAUUCAGCUAACUCAAACCAUUGCCCCUGGUUGUAGACAACUCCAAGAAACUACUUCCUUGAAGUAACUGAACACAUUCCCUUUCUCUGCCUGAGCCUGAUACUAGAAUGGAAUGGUAUUUACCUGUAAAAGAGUUUUCAGGGCAUGCGUGCACCCUGAUUGUUACUACUCUAAAACGUGCAAAUGUCUUAAAUCAAAAAUCUUACCCAUGCUCUCUGCCUUUUUGGUGGAAGUGCCUUCAUAACAGCCAUUUAAGUUGGGUCUUUACUUGAAAUUCAUUUUUUGUGCUUGCUUUUUAUACUAGUUUAUUCAUUUCCUAGUUUUUAUAAACUACAAAUACAGGACUUCAGUAUGAUUUCAUAUUUAUCUUCUCAAACUGUCCUGAAUAAAUAUAUCAGUAUUGUAUGGAGUUAAGUUUUGUCUGCCAAAAAAUUGUUUCAGUAUUUAAUUGAGCUUGAACUUUUGUAUUACUAGUCUUAAUUGAAUAUAUUGAGACCAUACCACAUGUAUCUACACGAUGCAAAAAAUAAAAGAUUUUAAAUGGAACUCCUAUUUAUCCAUUAGAACUUAAACAACAUCCAAAUUUCAUUAUUUACUUACCAACUCACCGAAUUAAAAUAUAUUAACUAGACACUAAAUAUUGUAAAAUGUUACCGUAAUUUUCUUUUGGGUACAGAAUAGAAGAUUUAUAUUAUGAUGAUGUUAUUUCCUUUUUUCGGUAAAAGCAGCAAUGCAUGUUUGUUUUGAAGGGAGAGACAAAGCCUUAGCAGAAAGUAACACAGGGAAAAGAAAGUUAAUUUUAAAACACAUUGCAAUUCAGAAAAAAUAUAUUUGAAUGGACCAUAUAAAGUAGUUUUAAAAAUGUCAGCCUAAGACAAGAUAAACAGGAAAAAAUACAGGGAUAGCUGACAAGGAGA